Aspergillus uvarum CBS 121591 is the source of this 1977-nucleotide messenger RNA. RefSeq lists its product as uncharacterized. Lineage: Eukaryota; Fungi; Ascomycota; Eurotiomycetes; Eurotiales; Aspergillaceae. The record is from RefSeq and is a predicted model, not a curated record. Bases 1 to 1977 code for a protein of 658 amino acids. The transcript has a single exon.
AUGCUCUGCAAGUACUGUGACCGGAUCUUUCACUCCCCCACCUUGAGCGGCCCCCAUCAUUUCGAUGCUGCCUCCUUGACCGCGGCAGCCAGCAGCGGCUGCUAUAUCUGCCAGCCUAUGCUGCACGAUCGAUCCCAGCAUGGCGGCUCCCUUGACGGAAGCUGGAGCUAUCGCAUCUAUACCAACCAAGGCUACACCCAGGUGAUCCUCGACCACCAGAGGGAUGACCCACAGCUUCAAGAGAGCACCCCAUUCUGCUACACUCUGAUUGCCGUUCCCAGCGCCAUCAUCCCGUUCAAUUCCGCCCCUCGUCUUGGGAACCCUUCCAUUCGGCUGCGAGAUGCUAGCACGGCGGUGGAGAAUUGGAUGAAGACCUGCCAGAAUGAGCAUGCUUGUGCUCAGAACUUCCAACCAGAGUACUACCCGUCGCAGCUCUUGAACGCAUCGCGUGGUGGUAUCGUCCGCUUGAUCACUCCACUCGAGACAGGACACAAGAGACUGUACGCAGUUUUAAGUAUUGAUCUCCCCGCAACAGUGGAAGGAGAAUGGUAUUCCACUGCGGAAGCGUUGCGCACCACUGGCGUGCGCAUUCCUGAUCUUCCCGCAGCCAUUGGCGAGGUCGUCACUCUACUGCUUUCGGUCGGGAUCAACUACAUCUGGAUCGAGCAAUUGUGCCGUGGACCAGAGGACCAGCCUGACUAUAUCAACAAUGAGCACGAAAAGCUUCGUCUCUACUCCAAUGCUGUCCUCACCAUUGCGGUGUCCACACCCGAAGAUCUCGCCCAGAGUGUCUUCAGCCAUUCCCCAGCAACUUCGCACGUCAAGCUCCUCCCAUUCCAGGUCACCAAUGUGACUGGAGUUAUGAGCGAGGGUUUCAUGAGCAGCAACAUGAAUCAUGACGAUGACUCCUCAAGCUCGAACCUUACCAUCCUUCCCUGGACCUACCUCUCGCAAACCCUGCACCACCAGCACAACUCCUCCGUGACAAUCCAGACCCGCCUCGCCACUCCCCGCCUGCUGACAAUUUCCCCCUCCGCCGCAGAAGUGUUCUGGGAAUGCAGCUGCCUCAAACCUGCCAGCGAGACCCUUCCCGCCGGUAUUCUCCCUUAUCUCCCGUCUUCCCUUUUGGCAGGCGUGGAACGCUUCCCCAACCGCGACACCGCUCUCCCCGCUGAUGCGGACUGGUCCACCCUGCUGGAAUUCUGGUAUAGGGUUGUGGACGAGCACACUGCAACCCUUACAGGUGGGGUAGAGAGGAUGCACUCGGAGAAGAUAUUGGCGGGAGUGGAAUGGGUGGCGGAUGAGGUGGGGGAGCGGAUAAAAGCUAUACAGAUUUCUGAAAAUGAGGGAGAGGAGGCGAUUGCAAAACGGGAAGAGGCAGCCGUGUACCUGGCGGGACAUUUUUGGGGAUCGAUGCCUUUGUCGCUCGGUUGGAGGGUUGGUGGUUCAGACUUCGGUAAUAGUGGUCGGGCAAACAAAAGCGAUCGCGUGCCCAGUUGGAGUUGGGCGUCUGUUCAAGGAGGGAGGGUGUUUUCCCCGCUGGGCUUGAGUGUGAGGGAUGACCAGCGGUGCCUGGCUGAGAAGGUGGGGUAUCGUCGAGACUCACCAGCGGGAGCAAUCACCAUGCUCAGUUUGAGAACGUUUGUGCUUGACGCGCAGUUGAUCGGUGGUGGAGGGCACAGGGUCAAGGUGACGGGGUUGGAGGGUGAAAGGUAUUGGGUUGAAGUGGAGUGGGAUGGUGAGGAUGAAGAAGGACUAUCAUCUUUGCGAUUGGCAGUAUUGGUAGAGGAUGAGUGGCUCAGGCAAUGGAGUGGACUCGUGCUGAGGGAAGUUCCUGGUAAUGAUGGGAACUUCCGGAGGGUCGGAUGCUUUGUGCUGAACACGAUGCAGGGGGAGGAAGGUUGCAGGGAGGAGAAGUGGAAGACUGACAUUCGAAGGGCAGCGAGCGAUUGCAUGACAGUUGUGAAUCUGGUUUGA